Messenger RNA from Platichthys flesus (European flounder), 3713 nucleotides. It is a transcript of the gene hgs, whose product is annotated as hepatocyte growth factor-regulated tyrosine kinase substrate. The transcript has 20 exons. Gene Ontology annotation, molecular function: metal ion binding; ubiquitin binding; phosphatidylinositol binding. The record is from RefSeq and is a predicted model, not a curated record. The coding region runs from base 125 to 2464 and encodes 779 amino acids. NCBI's taxonomy places the organism in Eukaryota, Metazoa, Chordata, Actinopteri, Pleuronectiformes, Pleuronectidae.
AGAGCAGUACAGCUGUGCUCCGUGGCUAACAGAGAAGCUAACAGGCUAACCUUAGCGGUGGUAGUACCAGGCUCCGGUGACCAAACAAGAGACUCGACAGCGACUUUGACGCUCCGAAUCGAACAUGGGGAAAGGCGGAGGCACAUUUGAGAGGCUGAUCGAUAAAGCCACCAGUCAGCUGCUGCUGGAGACAGACUGGGAAUCCAUCCUGCAGAUCUGUGAUCUCAUUCGACAAGGAGACACACAGGCUAAAUAUGCCAUCGGAGCCAUUAAGAAGAAGCUGAAUGACAAAAAUCCACACGUUGCCCUGUACGCACUGGAGGUGCUUGAGUCAGUUGUGAAGAACUGUGGCCAAACAGUCCAUGAUGAGGUGGCAAGUAAACAAACUAUGGAGGAACUGAAGGAUCUGCUCAAGGAACAGACUGAAACUAAUGUCAGAAACAAGAUCCUUUACCUGAUCCAGGCCUGGGCUCACGCCUUCCGCAAUGAACCCAAAUACAAGGUGGUUCAAGACACUUAUCAGAUCAUGAAAGUGGAAGGUCAUGUGUUCCCUGAGUUUAAGGAGAGUGACGCAAUGUUUGCAGCUGAGAGAGCCCCAGACUGGGUUGAUGCUGAGGAGUGCCAUCGGUGCAGAGUCCAGUUUGGAGUCAUGACAAGAAAGCACCACUGUCGAGCCUGUGGCCAGAUUUUCUGUGGCAAGUGUUCGUCUAAGUACUCCACCAUUCCGAAGUUCGGCAUUGAGAAGGAAGUGCGUGUUUGUGAGCCCUGCUUUGAGCUGCUCAACAACCACCCCUCCCUCUCUCCCCCACUUAGGAAAGCUGAAGUCAAAGCCCCGAGUACCACAGGUACUCCUGAACUGCCUCCUGAGUACCUGACCAGCCCACUGUCCCAGCAGUCGCAGGUCUCACCACUUCUCUCUGACCAGAUGCCCCCCAAGAGAGAUGAGGCCGCCCUGCAGGAGGAGGAAGAACUGCAGCUGGCCAUUGCCCUGUCCCAAAGUGAGGCUGAGGAGAAGGAGCGCGCGAGGCAUAAGAACUCGUACUCGGUGUAUCCCAAAGCUGAUCCCACCCCAGUGACCUCCUCAGCACCACCAGUCAGCACCCUCUACACCUCCCCUGUGAACUCCUCUGCUCCAUCAGCUGAAGAUGUCGACCCUGAGCUGGCCCGCUACCUGAACAGAACAUACUGGGAGAAGAAACAGGAAGAGGCUCGCAAAAGUCCCACCCCAUCAGCCCCUGCCCCUGUGCCACUGGCUGAGCCUGUGCCAACAAUCACUCAGCCUGUAGAAACUCAUGUCCCUGUCCAGCCAGUCAGCAUAGUGGAGCAGCAGUACCAGAACGGGGAGUCGGAGGAGGACCAUGAUCAGUUUCUGAAGGCUCUGCAGAACGCCGUCUCCACUUUCCUUAACCGGAUGAAAAGCAACCACAUGCGUGGACGCAGCAUCACCAAUGACAGUGCUGUGCUCUCCCUCUUCCAGUCCAUCAACAACAUGCAUCCACAGCUCCUGGACAUCCUCAACCAGCUGGAUGAGAAACGAUUGUACUAUGAGGGGCUGCAGGACAAGCUGGCUCAGGUGCGUGAUGCCCGGGCAGCUCUCAACGCCCUUCGUGACGAACACAGGGAGAAGCUGCGUCGUGCUGCAGAAGAAUCAGAGAGGCAGAGACAGAUCCAGCUGGCACAAAAACUGGAGAUAAUGAGGCAGAAAAAACAGGAGUACCUGGAGAUGCAAAGACAGCUGGCCAUCCAGCGCCUCCAGGAGCAGGAGAAGGAGAGGCAGAUGCGCCUGGAGCAGCAGAAGCACACAAUCCAGAUGAGAGCACAGAUGCCUGCGUUCUCUCUGCCCUACGCCCAGAUGCAGUCAUUGCCCCAGAACGUGGCAGGAGGGGUGGUGUACCAGCCUGGUGCUCCACCCAGCUACCCAGGCACCUUCAGCCCUGCUGGUUCUGUGGAGGGUUCACCAAUGCAUAACAUCUAUAUGAACCAGCCUGGGCAGGCUGCACCUCCACAGUAUCAGGCCAUGCCCGGCCCUCCCACAGAUCCGAAUAUGGUUAACGCGUACAUGUACCAGCCUGCGGGAACAAACGGGCAGCCUGGUCCUCCACCUGGUCAGGCUCCACCCAAUACAAGUCCACCCUACUCCAACUAUCAACCCACACCCACACAGGGCUACCAGAAUGUGGUCUCUCAGGCCCAGAGUAUGCCUCCCAUGUCCCAGCCUGCACCCACGAAUGGUAUGGGUUAUAUGGGCUACCAGCCAUACCCCAUGCAGAACAUGAUUUCAGCAUUGCCAGGACAGGACCCCAAUAUGCCCCCCCAACAGCCAUACAUGCCAGGCCAGCAGCCCAUGUACCAGCAGGUGGCUCCCCCCGGUGCCCCUCAGCAGCAACAGCAGCAGGUGGCGCAGCAGCAGACCCCUCAGGCUGUGCCGGGCAGCGCAGAGGCACAGCUCAUCUCCUUCGACUGAAAGCCCUGAGGCGCCAGAGUCCCACACACUACGCCCUCUCUCUUCCUUUGGUCUUUCCUCUCUCUCUCUGGACUUUCAGGAUGCCCUCUGGAAACACACACACACACCUCCAACCUUCCACCUAGCUAUGAUGUUGUGGCAAACGUGAAAUAUUGUGAUGAUAAUGCGCUCCUUGCCUCUCCCCCACUGAAUUACGGGAACCUGAGGUGGAAGCUAUGAGAGAGGGCACCUUAACCCAGAUCCCCUCCACCCUCCUCGUCCCUCUUUCCACCUGACAUGUAUUUAGUACUUCCUUAUUAAAUUAAUAACUGAAGCUCAGAAAUAGUUGUGGUAUUAAAGUUAAAUAUGAAUAAGAAAAUAUAACAAACGAGAAGAAAACAAAUAUAACCGUCCUUUGUCUCAUAUUUUUCUAAAGCAAAAUUUGCAUGUUAAAUUUCAAUUAUUUUCUGGAUUGGAAGUUAAUUAUCUCAGUUUGGGGAGCACCUGAGAGACAGCAGGGUUUGUGCUUUUUUGAAAGGUUAUGGCUCUGUGGAAAAAUAACUGUCUGGGGAUCGCAGUCACAGGCCCUAAAAUGAACGGCGCUAACUCUCCACGUCCAUCAGGUUCACAGCUUGACAUUCCAGUUGUAGUUUUCAGUUCCAUCCGUUCCAUGCGCACAGAUACUCACACACUUGGGUCCUCUUAUCUUGCUUUGGCAUUUAUUUGUUGUGCACUGCUUGGACUUUUAAGUGUUUUAAUGUUGUUUCUGAGAUGAUGAAACAGGGACAUGAGAAAAGUAGCUUGAUGGUUGUUUUAUCCUCAGUAAAUCUACAUUAAUAUUGAUGUCAUUGAAAUCAAACAACAAGAAACCAUUCAAUUGACAUACUAUAGCAAUCCAAAAACUCUAAAAGCAUCAGGCCACCCUUUUUAUUAAAAUAACUAAUGGAAUAUACCAUGAGAACAUAACAAAGCAUGGGAUGUUGCAUCGUGUUUGCAUCUAGUUAUAACAGUCACAAUUGAGGCUAACAACAUAAUAACUACAGGUGGGCUUUCUUAUUAUUUUUUCAAGUGUACUUUGCUCUCCAGAUGAUUAGAAGUUAUUGCAGGGUGACAUGAUGUGCUGCAUGUAUGUAUGUAUCACACCCCCAAUCAGUGAUUUCUGUUGCCGUUCAGUUGCCAUCUGUGAACUUCUUUAUUCCAUCAUACUGAUCUGUCUGACUUACAAAGUAAUUUUCAAAUUAUAUUUAAUAAAUAUCUGGUUCCUAUUGUC